Messenger RNA from Pocillopora meandrina, 11319 nucleotides. Lineage: Eukaryota; Metazoa; Cnidaria; Anthozoa; Scleractinia; Pocilloporidae. The record is from the annotation of a GenBank genome assembly.
UUCAUCAUGGCUUCCGAACGAAGUGACGAAGCGGUCUGUGAACAAAACGGGCAACAAAGUAAUAGCCAGGUUCAAAAUGGAACGGCGGGGAACAACGACCAACAAAACAAUCAGCCUCAACAGCAACAGCAGCAGCCACAACAAGAACAAGGUUCUAUGUGGAAGAGUCUUCUGAUUCGAAUGUUCAUCUUUUGGCUCAUUUCAAAUUUGUUUCGUGGUCGACAGCAACAGGGCACAAACACGAACGUGAUCGCCUCUACAAACCUGUUUAAAACGGAUCAGAAAAUGGUGAGUUAAUCUUGUCCAAUAACUGUCAACUUAGAUUGAUCAAUGGUAAUCAAAAGCUGUUUUUUUCAAACAAAUUUGACGAGAUUUUUAGAGGAGUCGAUGUCGCUCGCGUGCAUGCAUGAAGCCGGUUGGCACAUGAUCGGGCAUAAAUUUUUUUUGUGUGUAAGAAUUAAGUGAUGUACCUUUUCUUUCAGCAUUUUCGGGCGGAGAUCUUAGAAAAAUUAAAAUUAUCUUCCCAUUAAUUUAGAAUUGUUUGAUUACGAUUCAAAGUUUCAUCCGGUGAGGACUGCCUUGAUAUGUACAAGUGAGGUUCGAUUCCUGAGAGGGUGGUUUUAACGAGUGUGGUAUCUUCGGGAGUGUUUCAUAAUUUUCAACUUAGGCCUUACAUGUAGUUAUUUCUAUUUUUUAGAACGUUUCAAACGAAGUUAGAAAAAGCUUGAAGACCCUUAAAAAUAACAAAUUUAAAAUAAUUAAUCUAAUUUAAAUCAGCGUUUUCUUUCGUUUACAAAAUUAACAAUGACUUAAGAGUGACCAGCUUCUAAUUUCUCCUUACAGUAAUACUGCAGAAUCAUUCAUUGAGAUCAUGAGAAUGAAGGAAAUGAUCACUGACCAGAUAUGCUUUGGUUGUUAAACAAAUUCUCCUUGUGGGUUUCAAAGGAAAUGUAUAGAUUGGAGUAUGAAGAAUAUUAAUACUGAUGUUAGGGCGUAAAGUGGUCUUUUUGUGACUGGUUUUAAUCCCUGUGUUAUUAUUGAUACUUAAUUUUUUAAUGUUUCAAUCUUUGCAGGAACUGUGGGUUUAUUUGGCAGAAGAGCAACAUUUUACUGAUUUCAACAACAGUGAGAAACUUGUGUGGCAUGAAAGAGGUCUUAAGUUUGGGAAUUGGACAGAUGGACCUCAAAUGGAUGGUUCUCGUCUGUUCAGCACCAAUAUCCAAGCAUCAGAGGUAUGAAACCCACUAGGCCAGGACACCUUAAGUGCACCCUCUGCCAUGUUUCCCCUACCUUGAUGCAUUUUGUCUCAUUAAGUGUAACAAGUUCACCUUGGCUGUCACUAGUGUCUCCCAAAAUGAUUUGACUUGUUUCCUUACAAAAGAAUGAAUUUCUCUACUUAUUUUGAAAUUUAAAACUUGUGAGCACUGCAAAGAGUAUUUUUCUGUGACAAUUUGAAUUUUAGCUUUGGAGAUAAACUUAUCAACACAGGGGUAACUUAUUCUAUCAAAUGAGACAAACUUGUAAUAAUGGGGUAGAUUUUACAUUGUGGCAAAUCCUCCUUUGUCUUUGGGACAAUCAAUUUGUGUGCUCUAAUAUCAAAACAAGUUGCUGCAAGUCAGUCUAUUCCUUUGAACAUUCCACAAAUACAAGCUACAAUCAGCAUCAAAAUAAGUUAACACAAUAUGUUUAAUCAGUUCUUUGUUUUAUGAGGAGAGUAACACUACUGUUUGCUUUAUACUCUAAACUAAUGACAAGAUCCUCCCUCCCAUUCCCCAUUCCAUGUUGCCUGUUGGUAGCUAAAGGAUCAUGGAACCAUGAUACCACAUUGUUUUUUGGGGAAAGGGGGGUGAAUAGGUAAACUUGGCAAGGACAAAAGAAUAAAAAAGAUGCACUGACUGUAGUCUGAACUGAUGCAUUGUAUAACUGGACCAAAAGUCUGUUGCAGGAAAGAGUUUCACUGAAAAAAAAUCUACAUGUCACAUCAAGCAAAUUUUCACUACAACUUGGUACCUGAUUUGUGUUUAGGUGCAUGGUACAGUGAAGUCACUUGACUAUUUUUUUUUUUUUUUUUUUUGGGGGGUGGGCAAUGAGAUACAUUGCUCUUUCAACCUUUUAACCCCUAUGGUGACUAGCAUCUGAAUUCUCCUUACAAUAUCACUUCUGAAUCAAACAUCUAGGUCAUGAGAAUAAAGGAAAUGAUCACCAACUAUAGAAGGUCUUGAUUGUGAAACAAAUUCUCCUUUUCAGCACCUUAGGAAAUACAUAAAGAACAGUUUGGAGAAUAUGCAUACUGAUGUUAGGGUGUGAAGGGUCAAUGGGUGCAGUAAUUGAACUUUUGUAAUUCUUUCAACAGAGGAUGCAGAACAAUGGAUCUCUUUACAUUCAUGUUUAUGUAACAAAGACUGGCAAGUCACCUGACCCUAUGCAUCCAAAAUUCAACAAGCUCGCUGUUGUAAAUAGAAGUUUGUGUAAGUAUCAAUGACAAUACUGUGCUCUAAGAAAAAAAUCACUGCAGAAGGCAGAUCCUGGAAUUUUGAUUUCAGGAGGAUCCAGAAAACACGAAAUUUUGUUUUGUUAUUGUACUAGAACCUAGACAAGCAAACUAAGGAAUAUUUAAAGUUAAAUAAAUUUAAAUACAAAUUAGCCUGUAAAAAAAUAAACACGUUGAUUGGGGCAGGUUUGCCUCAACCCUUGCCCCCCCCAGAUCUGGAUCCAUCAUUGCAUGGGUAUCAGAAGUGUCUUGUGUCAGGGGUCUUGUUCAUAUCGAAAUACAACUUAAGAGGCAGAUUUAACUUUAAAUGGAAGCCUGCGUUAUAAAGCAAUUGGCUUUUAACAAUACAUUGGCUGUCGCAAACUGUAACUGUUUUUGAUAGUAUCAGUGUUACAUCACACUCUUCCCUUGCCAACCAAUGGCCUCAUUGCUUUGCAUGCAUGAAGGUGUGUAACACAGCAUUUAGAGCCACUAAAUUUCCCACAAUUUUCUCAUGGAAUAUGCACCCAGUUCCCGUUCCCUUUCCCCCCUGAGCCCUUGUUCUUAGCAUUGUAAGCCCCUAACUUGCUGGACCUAACCACAUUCUCCCUACAUGACUGUGAACUCUCAUUUUUUUCUUCUAUUUCAGUAUUGACCGUUUAUAGAAAAAAGCGAGUUCAUAAGACAGUAAACUUGUUAACUGGUGUGGCUGAUGCUAAUCCUGACAUUGUGGUAAGCUGAGUAUGUUUUAGCCAAAACACGGUUGUCAUUAGAAGUUGGUAGGAGGCAGAAACCCACUGAUUGUACAACUAUUUUGUGAAUUCUGAUCAGAGACAGAAGAUAUGUAUCUUUGAACAGAUUCUAAUAUCAAUGUCUGGUUACCCAGGGUACUCAAAAAUGUCCCAGAAUGUUGGAAAUCAUGUCUGAGAGAGUUUCAAAUUUCUAAUUUUUUGUGGGUAACAUUCGCCUAAACCCCUUACGCUCCCUGCUCAGUUCAAUUCAUAUUUUACCACAAUUGGCAGUAAUGUUGUAAUCUGAUUGGCCAAUUUGUCAUCAUCAAUAAGAGUACAGACAAAGCUGCUUGCAUUAACAUGUCACACAAUGGUCAGGCCAUGGAAGAAUUGUUUUAUUUAAUGUCAAUAUUGUGGUAAAAAAACAAAUUGACAGUGGUUUAGCAUGGUCUUCAUUCUUAUCAAUGGUAAUAUUGGUUGGCACAGUGGUCAAAAUUUGUUGCCGACUCACUCAGCUGUGCCCUGUGAGUCCACAAAGUUUCAACCACAGAGGUGACAAAUAUCUUUGUCAAUAAGAGUACAGACCUUGCUAAACCACUGUUGAUUUGUUAUUAAAUAUAUUACAUUUUCUAAUGACAACCCUGAAAAAUAAGGUAGCCAUUAUGUUUCAAUGUAUUCUUGGCUCAAUAUAUGAACUCACUUCCAAACCUUCUCACAGCAAGCACCUGACAGUAAGAUGCCUGUUGAAAUCAUUUCAUACUGGCACCCAAACCUGACGAUCAAUCUAAUGGAUGACCAGACUCCUUGGGUGCAGGGCUCUGUGCCGCAGCCAAUGGAUGAAUGUAAGUGUAUACAGAACAACAUAGGGGCCAGUUGUUCAAAGGCUGAUUAGCAUUCACCCAAGGUUAAAUUUUAAUUUUAUUUUUUUUAUUAAGUUUAUUCAAAAGCCUUUUUGAGAUAAUUUUUCCUAUUUUUUAGAGCAUUUAAUAAUCAAAUUCCAAACAAAAAUUAGUAUACUAUAUUUUCUUCUAAGGCUUUCAGUUGUGAAAUCAGAUUUCACACUAAAACUGAGUCAUCUUAACCUAGCUUUGAACAACCCUGUCCAGAGCCUCUUGAUAUCCUAAAGUCACAAAAUGGUCAGUUGAAGAAAUAUUUCAGUGACUAUAAAGAUAUCCCAAAGCCUCUGAUUACACCACUAAUCUUUAAACACAUUGUGAUGGUAUGGUAACAUUGCCAGCUGAAUUCUCUGACAAGGAGGGAGGAAGGGGCGGAUUUUAACUGAUAGAAAUCAUGGAACAUUACAUCUUGACUCCCAAGAGUGACUAAUAACUAAUUUCUCGUUACAUUACCCUGAAUAAAACAUAAAAUUCACGAGAGUAAAGGAAAUGGUCACAAACUGAAAAAGCCCUUGGUUACUGAACAAAUUUUCCUUGUCAGCGCCUUUGGAAAUGUGUAGUGAACAGUACAGAGAAUAAUUAUACAUACUGAUGUUAGUGUGUAGAAGUUAAUGCAAGGAGAACGGUAAACAUAAAUGAAAAAAACAAAAACUUCUUCAAAAAAAAAAAAUGACAUCCAAAGGGUUAAGACCUGUAAUGCCCUGUAUUAAAAAAAAGAGACAGCUUGCAAUACAGUCGUGCCUGAGUUAAGCGGUCACCUGCGGGGAAUGACGUUGGGACCGGUUAAUAUAGGUUCCACAGAUAAGGGGUAUUGUAUAAAACGAUACACAACACCAAUUUACUCGCUCAAAAAUACUCAUGACUUUGAUUUUGGGAGAUAAACAAGGAGUUAUAGCUGACUGAUUCCUCUUUCAGUGAUUGUUCAACUCAGGUGGAAAACUAGAAAAACAAGCUGUUAGGAAUUAGUAAUGGGUGACCGCGACCGCUUAAUAGAGGUGAAAAUUACAUUGAUUAAGGGGAAACACAUUCGUGACUUUGACCGCUUAAUACAGGGUGACCGCUUAAUACGGUGCCGCAUAAUACAGGUUUGACUUUAUUUAAUAACCUAAUUUUCUUCCAUUUUCAGUUCUUGCCUUUGAAAACAUAACAGGCAAAUACUAUCCUGUUCUGUAUUUAAACAAGUACUGGAAUCUGGCCAGUGACUACAUGCCAAUCAAUGAAACCACAAAGUAAGUGUUUUAAAUAUUUCGUGGAAAGUUUGUGAAUUUAAGCAUGUUGUGACUAUUUCUCGGCAGUCAUAUCGUAUGGAGCAAUUUCGAUUGAGUAUCCAACGUGAUCCGGGAUUGCUGUGUUUGUGCUUUACUUUGCUCUAUGAUUGGUCCAGAAAACUUGCGUUACUCUCUCAACCAAUUAGAUGCAGAACUAUUACCAAUAAUUGCUUGGUCGUCCGCGUUUUCCCGCGCUUUAGGUAGUUUGGUUAUUUUUAUUGCGCGUUCUCAUUGGCUCUUUGGGUAUUUUCCUUUAUUUUGAUUGACCGCUGUGAUUACUUUAGUUUUGCUUUUAUGUCAAUCAAUCAAGAAGCACGCAGUACAGUAUUAUCCAAGCUGAGGGUGGUUCUGCAGCUGUUAUACAAAUGGCAAAUUUGAGAAUACUUCGUAAACUUCAUAACUUAAUAUUAAUUUGUGGUACCCUGUGAGUUCUGCCAAUCCUAACUUUGCAGAGUUUAAUGCAAGUUAGCUGUAGUAACCUAUCUAAUGGCUCGAAAAAUCACAAACAUGUAUAUCAAUUACAAUAAAUUCUUUAUGAUGGAUUUUGCUGUCCAAAGCAACUUACAACAAAGUUAAUUUCACGCUCACCUUUUAUACAGAGAAAAAAACCUGAGUGUACGUAGAUAUGGAGUGUUUAACACGAUGUCUCAUGAGCAAGCGCAGCGGACGAGUGAGAUAUCGAGUGGAAUACGAAAGAGAAAUUUCCUAUCUGCAACUGUGUGCGCGCCAUAGUAUUACUUUGUUUAUUACAUAAAUCCCGUUUGCCUUUCUUGCGAAAGGAAAGUGAUGUGUCAGCAACUGAUUGGCGAUAUCAAACAUGCGAGAGGUUAUCGUUAUUUUACGCGUGUGCAGUUACGGCUUCUCUCAAGGCUGAAAAUCCUUACAAAGCACCUCAGUUCAUGUAAUAAACAAUAUAGUUGUUUUCAUGCUCUUGCAAAUUGGAAAUGUGACGUUGAAAUGCAUAAGUUUUUGGGAAUCACUCAAACCGAAAAAGUAACAUGUUUUUUUUGUUCCUUCGACAGAACCCUCGAGUUACACUUGACCUACAGUCCUAUAUCACUGUUCAGAUGGCAAAUGUACGAGUCUCAAAGAAUGAGACAAAAAUGGUUUUCAGUUUUAGGAGAUGAACCAGAACAGACUGAUGAAGAGCAGGAUUCUAUUAAGGUGUGUUUUAGGUUGUAAAAAGUGUCUCGUUUAUGUAGAACAACUUCACGCAAGUGUCUAAGGAUAUUCAGGAUUGCUCUGGUAUUCGUUUACCUCGCUAUGUGAUUGUUCCGGAAAACUGACGCCACUUUCUCAACCAAUCAGUUUUAAGACUUGUUGCCCUUAAAGGAGUUUCCUUGUGUUUAAUUUGUGUUUUCAUUGGCUAGAACAUAUUUUACUUUGUUCUGAUUGGCUGUUGUGAUUACUAUCAAUUUGUUUUAGUUUUACGUUACUCAAUCGAAAAGCGCUCUAGACAAUUAGUAAUUUUUUUAUUAUUAAUUUUGCGUAUUGAUUUUGCAUAUUUAAUUUUGCAUAUUUAAUUUUGCAUAUUUAAUUUUGCAUAUUUAAUUUUGCAUAUUUAAUUUUGCAUAUUUAAUUUUGCAUAUUUAAUUUUGCAUAUUUAAUUUUGCAUAUUUAAUUUUGCGUAUUAAUUUUGCAUAUUUAAUUUUGCGUAUUAAUUUUGCAAAUUUUAUUUUGCAAAUUUAAAUUUGCAAAUUUAAUUUUGCACAUUAAUUUUGCAUUUGAACACAGAGAGCUUUGGUGGAAACAAACCCAUACCUACUUGGCAUCACGAUGAUUGUUACAUUGGUUCACACUGUCUUUGAAUUUCUGGCUUUUAAGAAUGGUGAGCAAUUGUUUCCAGUUUUAUCCUAAAAUGUUGACCAUAGCGGAACUAGAACAAACAAUCCGUCUUGGAGAAUUAGAUUUUUUGUGGGAAAGCCGUUUUUCAAGGUCAUAUUUUCAGUGAUUACGAUCCAGAGCCAGUGUAAUCCCGAGAAAGGACCAGCAUGUUUUCCUCCGCUACUCCUCUUUGAUAAGCCAACACAUAUUUGUAGAGAAGAUUUUACCACAGCGGAACAUUGUUAUUAGAUUUCUGUAGAAUAAAUAUGGGAGACGUUUUGGCGUAACUGUUCUGUUGAUGGCUAGGGUAUUGUGUUAUCUUACUAGACAAGACAAUUAAAUCUCAAAGUGCAGGAAUUGUGCAGUUUUUAGAGCACUCGGCUUUCUUCUCCUUCCUUUCUCUCCAUUUAAUCUCUUCUUGAUGCUUUCAGACAUCCAAUUCUGGCGAAGCCGGAAGACUUUAGAAGGCCUGUCUGUGCGUUCCGUGUUCUUCAAUGUAUUCCAGUCUGUGAUUGUUCUCUUGUACGUUAUGGACAAUGAGACCAACACUGUUGUGAUUAUCAGCUGUUUUGUGGGACUUUUGAUAGAAAUUUGGAAAAUCAACAAAGCCGUUGACGUUAAGGUAAGUGUUCCAGAUUUAAAGGAAUGUGCUGAUAUUGUCACAACGACUGUUCUCAAUAAAUGCGCUUAUUUUCUCUGCCUAUUUGCUUAAAGAGGAACACUUAAAGCAAAAAAAAAAAUCAGUUUCACCGUACCAUCUGGUGAUCCGAUAGCCUGGGCUUGGUCACUGAGUUGUGUUCCUAGGCAACGAGUAGGAAUAGGUACCGGCCGACAGUCGUCUUAAUUAUAUAGAGCUUUUGAGAUAGCUAAUGCUGCAAUUUACAGUUGUGUGCUUGGUUGCCAAGCCUUUGAACAGGAGUGAGGCUAAGGGUAACCCUGUUAUGAUACAAACCUUACUGCUUUUCAAAUGUAAAUUACUUUGUUAUCAUGCUAACUAGAUACUGGUCUCUAUCACAUCAUGGUCACCUUCAGCCUCACUCCAAAUCAAAGGCUUGGCAACUAAGUACACAACCGUAAAAUGGCCUAUUGAUUGAAGAGAGUUGUUUGUCUCCUUUGAUAACUGAUAUACUUUGAUUUUUAGGUGGAUAGAGAAAAUCCUUGGUUUGGUGUUAUACCAAGAAUUCGCUUUGAUGACAAAGAAACGUACGUGGAGUCGGAAACAAAACAGUACGACAUGGUAAGGGGGCUCUCUCAUUUCAUUUUUCAGUUGAAACGAGAAGAAUAAAUGCAUACUGGUGAGGUCUUGUUGUUCCCUUGAAAGUUAAAUCCAUCGUCAGGCUAAAACAGAUCAAGGAAGCUUGCUAAGGAAACGGGAUAAGCCUUGUCAAACAAACUACUAAAACAUACUAAGAUGUUGUUCUUUUAAAAAGCCUCCACAGUAAUUUGAAUGUCUGAACUAUUGUGGAGCUGAUCUAAUAGUUUUGUUUCCCAUACUUGCUUCUCAGAUGGCGUUCAAGUAUUUGUCGUGGGCGCUAUUUCCGUUGUUGGUCUGUUACGCAGUAUAUUCACUGUUAUACGUUGAACACAAGGGUUGGUAUUCCUGGGUCCUCAGCAUGCUUUAUGGCUUCCUUCUGACCUUUGGUAAGUGUUUUCCUUUUGGUAAAGAAGCUUGUUCCUGGCGUUUAGUUGGUUUAAAAUAGCGCACUAGUAGAACGGCGCGAUAACAGCGGCGAAGCAAAUUAAGGAGGGAAGCUUGGGUCUGGUGUCGUGACGAAUAACCGGCCCAACUUCCCCCCUUUUUUCAACCCGACCCAGACUACCUUUCGUUUUUUCUUGCCGUUGCUUCCAUCGUGACUUUUGUCAGAACGCUUUGUUGUAGGAAGUGUGCGCUUAGCACAGGCCAAGCAACAUAGGUAAUGUUCAUCACAAAUAGGUCACUUCUUUUUUAGACUAAAACCAACAUGAACUCAUUGGCCUUUGAAAACAAAAAGGAAGUUAAGAAAAGUACUACAAGAAAAAAGUUAGAACUAAGAGAUUUUUUAAUUCCUUCAAACAUGGCGGAUCUUCAAGUGUGCGGGUAUACACCAAUGAUCAAGUUGCAAUUGCUGUUAGAUCUGUCUGAUUGAUUAUAAUUGUGGCGCAAACUUUUUACACCAACAACUCAGCGAAGGAAAGCAAAACCAAUGCUUAGCACUUUCCAUAUUUGAUUUUAGACCGUUUUAACUGAGCGUCCUCUUUGUGCAACUUUGGAGACGAGGUUUCUGUUAUGAAACAAAAGUUUAAUCCUACCUUGUAGACAUCAUUUAAAAGUUUUCAGUUUGAGAUUUUUGCCAAUAAAUUUAACUUUUUAACCUCUAAAAGUGAUAAGCAUUUAAGUUCUCUCAUCAGUGUCACCUUUAAAUCAAACAUUAAGUAAUGUUUAAAAAACGAGCAGGAGUGUUUUAUCGGGUUUAAAACCACGAGGCGUAGCCGAGUGGUUUUUGACCCGAUAAAACACGUGCUGCGAGUUUUUUGAACGGCUUCAAAAACAUUCUUGGAAAAGCGUGUGUCAAGAGAGUUCAUAACAAUUAUGCUUUUGUGAACGUUAUAAAUUAGCAUACGAGAAAAACAUUGUUGAUAAUUAAUUAAUAUUCAUAAGUCACGUGCAGUGUCUUUAUAUCUGAUAAAACACCGCAUACUAAUAAGGAUGAGGUUUAUCGAUAUAAAGUCACUGCACGUGAUGUAUUAUCUACCAUUUGAUAGGUUAAUGGCUUAUGAAUUAUUAAUGAGUUUUUGAAGGUCAUGAGAAUGAAGGAAAUUUAUUAGACAAAUUCUCCUUCUAAGUACUACAGGAAAUGUAUAGUGAACGGUAUGGAGAACUUGCAUACUGAUGUUGGGGUGUUAAGUGUUCAUUGUGUACCCUUGUUGAAUAUCUCCUCAGGAUUCAUUAUGAUGACACCGCAGCUGUUUAUCAAUUAUAAGCUAAAAUCUGUGGCUCACCUUCCUUGGCGCAUGAUGACCUACAAGGCUCUGAACACCUUUAUCGAUGAUCUUUUCGCUUUUGUCAUCAAAAUGCCAACUUUAUACCGCUUGGGAUGCUUCAGAGAUGGUAAGUUAUUUUCAAGGUGAACUGAACUAAGAAGACCUUUUUUGUAGCAGUGAAAACUCGAGAAACGUUCUCUGAUAAGCAUACAAUCAUAUUAGUCCUAUUUAUUAAAUAAACUGCGGUGUGUUACAAGGAUUUCCAGCCUUGAGAAAAUCCAUAACAGCACCUGUGUAAAAUUACGAUAAUUUUUUACGCAUGUUUGAUAUCGCCAAUCAGCUGCUGACACAACACUCGCCUUUCGCGCCGCUCCGGCAGGUCGAUGAAUGAAGAGCAAAAUGUUCACCAUUCUAAAUCUAAGGCCGUCUGUCGAAUUUCCUUGUCAGAAAAGGACUAUUGUGUUUAUAUUAGUAAACAAAAUAUUACAUGGUUGCCUACAGAUAUGUAAUCUCUCUUCUUGUGUUGAAAACUCGACUCAAUUGUCAAUGAAGUUGAACUCAGCUUUAUUUGUUAUGUUUCCAUCACAGAUAUUGUUUUCUUCAUCUACUUGUACCAGCGAUGGAUCUAUCCCAUCGACCCGAAACGUGUCAAUGAAUUUGGCCUAACUGGUGAACCUGUGGAUAACACUGACACAGCAGACCCAAAUGAAGCAAAACCUUCUGAAGAUGGCGCUGUAACAACUGGUGCUGAAGUCGUGUCGGAUAAAAAGAAUGAUUAAUUCCGUGAACUGUAUGCAAUUUUAAGUAAAAUGCGGAAUUAUUUAAACUUCAAAUUCAACCAUUUUGCUGUAGAAGCGUUCACCUAUUGUAUGGAAAUAUUAUUUAUGUUCCAUCACAGUGUUGACGAUUUCCGUGUUCCUCAAUGUUUCAUGUAUUUAUCCAAUGCAGUGACGUACCAAAAAAUUUAAACUCUAGCAUGAUCGUUGAAAUUGUUUUGUUGUAUGGGAUGCAAAUAACACUACGCGUCUUGACCCUUUAACGCUUAAGAGUGACUGGCAUCUGAUGUCUCCCUACCAUAUCAGCCCUGAAUCAAACAUACGGUCAACGAGAAUAAAGGAAAUGAUCACUAACUAAAAAAACUCUUGAUUUUUAAACAAGUUCUCCUUGUC